Molecule: messenger RNA, 1639 nt
Organism: Ctenopharyngodon idella (grass carp)
Lineage: Eukaryota; Metazoa; Chordata; Actinopteri; Cypriniformes; Xenocyprididae
Gene: ube2kb
Product: ubiquitin-conjugating enzyme E2Kb (UBC1 homolog, yeast)
Exons: 7
Coding region: 328-930 (200 amino acids)
Biological process (GO): protein polyubiquitination; proteasome-mediated ubiquitin-dependent protein catabolic process
Cellular component (GO): nucleus
Molecular function (GO): ubiquitin conjugating enzyme activity; protein binding
Source: RefSeq, a predicted model, not a curated record
CUGAUACUAGAUCUGAAAGCUUUCUGGAUCUGUCAAGAGCCCUGCUUUUCUACGCAUAAUAUCUCCACUCCACCUGAUUCAACAAAGAGGACAAACGCAGUGUUCUAGUGCAGCGUUUGAGUUUUCCAGGCUGUCAUUGUGUUUGCCAGUGUUUGUACUGGAGCUCAGCGUACUGUUUAGGAGAGAGAGAGGGAGAGAGAGAGAGAGAGAGAGAGAGAGAGAGAGAGGGGUGUGAAAGUGAAGCUCUAUCAGUCUUUGCGGACUGGAGGUUCAAAAACAGCGGAAGAGAGAAAGAGAAAGAGUAAGAGAGAGGGGAAUCAAUCAGCCAUGGCAAAUAUCGCUGUGCAGAGGAUCAAGCGAGAGUUUAAGGAAGUGCUGAAAAGCGAAGAGACAAGUAAAAAUCAAAUAAAAGUAGAUCUGGUGGAUGAAAACUUCACAGAGUUAAAGGGUGAAAUAGCAGGACCACCAGACACACCAUAUGAAGGAGGCAGAUAUCAGCUAGAAAUCAAGAUUCCUGAGACAUAUCCUUUUAAUCCACCCAAGGUGCGGUUUAUUACUAAGAUCUGGCAUCCAAAUAUAAGUUCAGUUACCGGGGCGAUAUGUUUGGACAUUUUAAAAGACCAAUGGGCUGCCGCUAUGACUCUGCGAACAGUCCUGCUCUCACUACAGGCUCUGUUAGCUGCUGCAGAGCCAGAUGAUCCUCAAGACGCUGUAGUAGCCAAUCAGUAUAAGCAGAAUCCAGAAAUGUUCAAACAAACUGCCCGCCUCUGGUCUCACGUUUACGCUGGUGCUCCCGUGUCCAGUCCUGAGUACACACGCAAAAUAGACAAACUUUGUGCAAUGGGCUUUGACAAAAAUGCAGUAAUAGUAGCCUUGUCCUCAAAAUCAUGGGAUGUGGAGACAGCGACAGAGCUGCUACUAAGCAACUGAUCAUCCAGUUCUCUUCAUCAGGCCAUUUUUCCCUCAAACCCCUCCUGCUUCAUGACCCAUUCACUCCUGCCCAACCAUCCACACGUGCAUCAGCCAUCUUGGUUUGUGUUCAGAGUGAAUGUUUGGGUAAGAUCAGCAGUUAGACUGCAAAACAAUUAGCCAUCUUCCACCUCUAGCAAAUGUUCGCGUCUUUUUCUUCCCACCAUUUUCACUUUCAAUUUUUUGCCUUGGUACAAUCAUUUUCCCUCUUAAAUUUAGGCCGUCACUUCCCUUUUAAAGAAACCCAACAAAGACAAAGCCUGUAUCACUGUCAUUUCACUCUAAAAGAAACUCCCACUUGCAUCUGUGAAACAAUGUUAGUACAUGUAAAUGAGUAUAUUUAAGGUUGUGUACAUUUAAAAGGCAGAAUAGCAGGAAUGUUUUUUUUUUCUCUUCUAUCUGUACACCAUAAAAUUGUUUUGGGAUAUGCUUAUUUGAAUAGGAUAUUUAGUAUAUAAAAACAAAAAUCUUUGCGAUUAAUAAGACCCCUUCUAUUUGAUGAACAAAUGUGUGAUUUUAUUUGCUCAUUUGAUUAUUUUAAUGUUUCUUUUGGCUUUUCUUUGCACUAAUCAGUCAGUAUAGUAGUUGAAAUGGCCAGAUGACAUGGUGUUACAUUGUGAGUGCAGACACGGUUUCAAACUUGCUGGGUAAAGUGUUAAUUUUUUUUUUU